UCAAGAGGUGAACUCAAGCAGUAGAAAGUUAGAGGUGAUAUUAUAGCACACACUAUGUGUAACUUUGCUGCUCUGUCAGCAGUUUCCUGUGGAGUUUUUCUAAUGUCAGUGUUUCCUGAAGAUCUUCAGGCUCAAAGAAUCAGUCCACCAGCUGAACUCUCAGUCAGACUGGUGGAUGGGACCACUUCCUGUUCUGGGAAAGUGGAAGUCUUCUUCAGAGGAGUGUGGUUGGGUCUAUGUCCUAGUUGGUGGAGCAUAAUGAAAGAGACUAAGGUUUUGUGUAGAGAGCUGAACUGUGGGAAUCCUGUAGCUGAAUCUAUUGGACCUCUGGUUGAGGAUGGAAGAAGAAGAGGAUUGUUUCUUUAUAGUUGUAGGGGAAAUGAGUCAUUGUUUAGACAGUGUGACAUCACAGGAGAACCUGGUUACUGCUUUGGUGAAUAUUAUCAUCAUGUCACCUGUUCAGAGUCUGUGCGGCUUGUGGAUGGAGCUGGUCUCUGCUCUGGGAGAGUGGAGGUGAAGUCCAAUCAGUCCUGGGCCUCAGUGUGUGAAGCUGACUUUGACCGGCAGGAUGCAGAGGUAGUCUGUGGGGAGCUUGGCUGUGGGGCUCCUGCAGCUCUACAGGGGGGGCUCUAUGGAGAAGGUGAGGGUCAGACCUGGGAUAAAGAGUUCCAGUGUAAAGGCAAAGAGUCCCUUCUCCUGGACUGUGACACCUCAGACAGAAAACACAACACCUGCCUACCUGGUAAUGCUGUUGGACUCACCUGCUCAGAGCCUCAUGAUGUGAGGCUGGUGGGAGGAGGCAGUCGCUGUGCUGGUGGAGUGGAGAGGUACAACCAGGGAGAGUGGAGGACUGUGGGAACUCUCUCUGACAAGAAGGCUAUAGCUGCAGUAGUGUGUAGACAGUUGGGUUGUGGCUCCACUCUUUCAGUACUAACUGGAAACACCACUAGAAGGUUUGGAGUUUCCUGUUCUGGGUCUGAGUCUUCACUGAGGGAGUGUUUGACAAGUUAUGAUCUCCAUCCUGGACUCACAGUGAUCUGCUCAGAUCUCCUGGUCCAGCCUGAUAUCUUCCUGACUGACCCAAUGGGAGGGCUCUCCAGGGGCCACCAGGGGCCUGAGAUGUUCAGGGGCUACAACUUCACCAUCACCUGCUCCACUCAGCCACAGUACCCAGGAGGCUCCUUCCUCCUCACGUUCACCGGCUCCAACAUACAGCAGAUCCAGCCAGCUGUCAAUCACUCUGCUGCCUUCCUCUUCCCUGCUGCAGAUGACUCCCACCAAGGGAACUACAGCUGUGUUUAUGACAAUUAUGUUUUCUCUCAUCACUUCUCCUCUGAGAGUGAGCUCCUCUCCCUCACCAUCACAGAUCUUCAGGCUCAAAGAAUCAGUCCACCAGCUGAACAAUCAGUCAGACUGGUGAAUGGGACCACUUCCUGUUCUGGGAAAGUGGAAGUCUUCUUCAGAGGAGUGUGGUUGGGUCUAUGUCCUAGUUGGUGGAGCAUAAUGAAAGAGACUAAGGUUUUGUGUAGAGAGCUGAACUGUGGGAAUCCUGUAGCUGAAUCUAUUGGACCUCUGGUUGAGGAUGGAAGAAGAAGAGGAUUGUUUCUUUAUAGUUGUAGGGGAAAUGAGUCAUUGUUUAGACAGUGUGACAUCACAGGAGAACCUGGUUACUGCUUUGGUGAAUAUUAUCAUCAUGUGACCUGUUCAGAGUCUGUGCGGCUUGUGGAUGGAGCUGGUCUCUGCUCUGGGAGAGUGGAGGUGAAGUCCAAUCAGUCCUGGGCCUCAGUGUGUGAAGCUGACUUUGACCGGCAGGAUGCAGAGGUAGUCUGUAGGGAUGUUGGCUGUGGGGCUCCUGCAGCUCUACAGGGGGGGCUCUUUGGAGAAGGUGAGGGUCAGACCUGGGAUAAAGAGUUUCAGUGUAAAGGCAAUGAGUCCCUUCUCCUGGACUGUGACACCUCAGACAGAAAAAACAACACCUGCCUACCUGGUAAUGCUGUUGUACUCACCUGCUCAGAGCCUGAUGAUGUGAGGCUGGUUGGACGGGGCAGUCGCUGUGCUGGUGGAGUGGAGAGGUACGACCAGGGAGAGUGGAGGACUGUGGGAACUCUCUCUGACGUGAAGGCUCUAGCUGCUGUUGUGUGUAGACAGCUGGGUUGUGGCUCCACUGUUUCAGUACCACCUGGAAACACCACUAGAGGGUUUGGAGUUUCCUGUUCUGGGUCUGAGUCUUCACUGAGGGAAUGUUCCAGAAGUUAUGAUCUCCAUCCUGGACUCACAGUGAUCUGCUCAGAUCUCCUGGUCCAGCCUGAUAUCUUCCUGACUGACUCAAUGGGAGGGGUCUCCAGGGGCCACCAGGGGCCUGAGACGUUAUGGGGCCACAGCUUCACCAUCACCUGCUCCACUCAGCCACAGUACCCAGGAGGCUCCUUCCUCCUCACGUUCACCGGCUCCAACAGAACCCAGACCCAGCCAGCUGUCAAUCACUCUGCUGCCUUCCUCUUCCCUGCUGCAGAUGACUCCCACCAAGGGAACUACAGCUGUGUUUAUGACAAUUAUGUUUUCUCUCAUCACUUCUCCUCUGAGAGUGAGCUCCUCUCCCUCAACAUCACAGAUCUCCAGGCUCAAAGCGUCAGUCCACUAGCUGAACUCUCAGUCAGACUGGUGAAUGGGACCACUUCCUGUUCUGGGACAGUGGAAGUCUUCUACAGAGGAGAGUGGUUGGGUCUAUGUCCUAGUUGGUGGAGCAUAAUGAAAGAGGCCAAGGUUGUGUGUAGAGAGCUGAACUGUGGGAAUCAUGUAGCUGAAUAUAUUGGACCUCUGGUUGAGGAUGGAAGAAGAAGAGGAUUGUUUAUUUAUAGUUGUAGGGGAAAUGAGACAUUGUUUAGACAGUGUGAGAUCAUAGAAGAACCUGGUGUCUGUGAUGGUGGAUAUUAUCGUCAUGUGAUCUGUUCAGGUAAGAGACUGGUCAUAUUGAGAGAUUUAUUUGUUCAUUAUAUAAUAUUACCAUGUAUCAUGUUUUAUGUGUUUUUUAGUUAAUUUAAUUAGAGGGAGAGAUGUUAGAUGUAUUUAAACAU
Messenger RNA from Oncorhynchus masou masou (cherry salmon), 3074 nucleotides. RefSeq names its product deleted in malignant brain tumors 1 protein-like. Gene Ontology annotation, biological process: zymogen activation. The transcript has 13 exons. The coding region runs from base 55 to 3036 and encodes 993 amino acids. The record is from RefSeq and is a predicted model, not a curated record. Lineage: Eukaryota; Metazoa; Chordata; Actinopteri; Salmoniformes; Salmonidae. Gene Ontology annotation, molecular function: serine-type endopeptidase activity. Gene Ontology annotation, cellular component: plasma membrane.